GAAAAAUCCGAAUCCUGAAUAUCCCCAUUUUGCAGUAGCAGAGUCUGGACGACGUCCAUUGAUAAUUAUAUAUGAAUGGCCAUCCAUGAGUAUCAUCUGUAUAUUGAAGGGUGGUGCAAAGCGUCUUUAUUCGAAUAUGGACUACAGCCCAGAUGGCGAGUUGUUGGUUUCACAAAGUGGAGAACCUGAUUAUUUGAUCACGGUAUGGAAUUGGCGAGAACAUAAAAUAUUGUUGAGAAACAAAUCCUAUGUCAAUGAUGUCUAUCGGGUGAAGUUUUCACCUUAUAUACCAGGACAAAUAACGACAUGUGGAGUUGGUCACAUAAAGUUUUGGAAGAUGGCUACUACAUUCACGGGUCUCAAAUUGAAAGGUGAACUAGGAAGAUUUGGGAAAACAGAAUAUUCCGACAUUCUAGGUGUCCUACCAAUGCCUGAUUCGAAGGUUGUAUCAGGCUGCGAAUGGGGAAAUAUGCUUCUAUGGGAUGGUGGACUUAUAACGCUGGAGAUAUUCAGAUCCCUAAGAAGGAAAUGUCAUGAUGCACCGAUAGUACAAAUAAUAUAUAAUGAAGGAGAACUUUGGACAAUUUCUUUGGAUGGCCACGUUCGUAUAUGGUGGUAUGAGAAAAUUGAUCAUGCUGAUCCACCAGAUGAUGAUCGAGUUUUACUUCUGGACCCCUCUUAUGACUUUUAUACACCAGGAUUGAUGUUGUACUGUAUUGAAAAAAGAUUCGUUGGUGACUCCAAUGACAGCUGGUACGUUGCCCAGGAUGGAAAUGGUGGAAUCUGGUUGAUAGAUCUAAAUACAGAAGUUGAACCAAAACCAUCGAGACAACUCUACAAAUGUCACGCUGGUGAAGUUGUAGAUAUUGCUACCCAUCCCUCUGGGCCAUAUUUGGUUAGCCUAGGAAAAGACGGACGAAUCUAUGUAUAUAAUUAUCUACACAAGAUACUGAUAUUCCAUCAUGAAUUUCCAGCUGGAGGAAGAUGUUUGAUUUGGCUUGAGUCAGAUAUCAUCAAGACAGCAGAUAUCAUGAUAGCCGGCUUCGAUGAUGGACAAAUAAGAGUGUGUUGCUUACUUAAUCUUGAUAGCGAAACGAAUAUAUCUCUAACUAUAACCCAGAUCAUCAAGCCCCACAACAAACCCAUAACUAGUAUGUCGAUCAAUCCAUCUGCAAAAGUGUUAGUGAGCAGUAGUGAAGAUAGUACCAUAUUCGUGUUCGCCUUGGAAGUCGACGAUGAAGCUAAUGACUAUUUGAUUCCUAUUGGAUUUAUUCCAACUCCUGACAUUGUGACAUGUAUUGCUUGGCAUCCCGCAAACGAUCUGACUGUGAUAGUCGGAUGUUUACACGGACAAAUAAUGCAGGUGAAUGUACCAUGUGAACCUCAAUGUUACACUGAUGUAUCAUUCCUCUUAAGAGUGGAUGCACAAUAUCUCAAUUUCAAAACAUACAAAGCUCAGAUCAGAAGGAACAUAAAAAUAAAAAAUAUCCAAACUAGGAAGAAAAAAAAGAUUGAGAAGAAACGAAAAGACAUGGAACAAUUGAAGAAAGAUAAUCCUGGAUUAGAGAUAGAUGAAGAAACUUUCCUGGCUGAUUCUGAAUCGGAAGAGAAACUUGAGCCAUUGUUCAUACCAGAAAUACCAAAUACAAUAUUAUGGCUACGCUACACAGAAGAUGAUACUAUCUGGUUAUCAAUGGGAGGAUAUGAUGCUGGAUACAUCUAUGAAUACAGGAUCGAUCAAAAAGAAGAAGAACCCUUUCGAUUCCAGAUGGUUCACGAUGGAGACGACAUCGAAAUCAGCAGCUAUGUCUAUGAUUACAGAAAAGAUUAUCUCAUAUUUGCGAUGCAAGAUGGGUCGAUACGAGUGAACAAAGUGAACAAGAAAGACUUCAGAGAUGUAUCGGACUAUUGGACAUUAUCGAUGCAUGACAAUCAACAUGGCUUCAUUCCCAAAAUGUGCUUCAGCUCCGAUGGAAAGUUUUUCUUCAGUUGUGGUUUCGACGGUAAUAUUUUCUCCUACAAGUUUCAACCAAAGAGAUACAUGUAUCCAAAACCAUCAUACAUAGAGAAGCGGGAGAAUAUUCCAGAGAAUGUUCAAGAUAUUGAUAGCUAUAUUAAACUCAGCUUAGAAGAUACCAAAGUGAAAAUUGACAAGGAUCGUAUUCAGAAAGCAGCGAAUGAGCAUAAGGCUGGAGUCAGAAACAUCAUAAAACUAUUGAGAGAACGAUACUCCAAAGUACUGGUGAAAAAUUCGAUGCUACUAGCCAGUCAGAUUAUUGAGAAAGAAAACCUUGAGCUGGACCCUAGAGUCACCGAAUACAUCGACAAUGAAUUCGAAGAUAAGUUGAAGCUGGUAGAAAGAAAAAUUGCUUAUGAUCUAGAGAGGUCGAGAGUGCAGAUGAAGAAAUUGAAGAAAUACGUUACGGAUCCUGUUGAUAAACAUCCCAUUGUUGUGAAAGGGAUCAACAAUCCGAAUGUCGAGUUACUCACAGUAAGACAAAGGGUGAUGCCUCCCAUCUUCUUCGUCAUGAUGAAAUUGGUGGAAGAAAAAUUGAUAGAAGAGCAGAAUAAAGGCAGGCCUCCUGAAAGAGUUCAAUGCGUUUCGAAACAAUCUGUACAAAAACAGAAGAAAACUACGACCUUGGAAUAUUUCUUAUUGAGUUUGAGUCCAUCAAUCAUUGAACGAAGACUGGGAGCAAGACUAACUCGGAUGCUGAAGAAGUAUAGACAGAGGAGAGAGAAAUGGGACAAACGUUUAGAAGAGUGGGACCAAUUCAUGUCAAAAAAACCAAUUCCUGGUAAAAAUCACCCGGACGAUGAAAAAUUGCUCAUGGAGGCUAGAAACAGUAUCGGAGAUUAUAAACUGAAGAAUAGCGAUGAUUAUAAACCACCGCCCCAUCUGAGAGAUACAACUGUCAAGAAAUAUAAACAAGUCUUGGAUGCUAGAUUGAAGCAAUAUAAUCUACGACACUGUUUCAUUCAAAAAGUAUGGGACAUAAGAGAUCUCAAAUAUGUGGUGAGAAAUCGAUUAAUAGACCAACGACAGACAAUUGUUUCAUUGAAUGAAGAAUUGCCUCAAUCAGUUCAUAAAUUGGGUCCCGACAUUCCAGCAAUAGAUGAAUCUGAAUUUCCAGAAAAGAUGUUGGAACCUAAUGUGAUUCUGCCUGAAGAAGAAUUUGACGCCUUGGAAUCGGAAGACGGCAAGAAAAUCAUAAGAGUGUUAGAUUAUGAUCAAGAAGAACGUGAAGUUUUACCAGAAAGAUCAAGUUGUCCAGUAGUGGUGAAUGGUUUAUUCAAGUAUUCUCUUUCAAACAAUGCAAUUGUGGCAGCAAUGGAAUCAGAUUUCGAAUCAGCAAUUGAUAAAUCUGACGAAUCUGAUGAUUCUCCAUUCGAAACGGAUAUUCGAACAAAAAGAUUUACCAGAAAACUAUUCGAACAAGAGCAGACCAUAGCAUCCAUAAACGAGGAGAUAGAUGAUUACAACAAUAUAAUAGAAGAGGCCAAAAAAGAAAGGUUGCCAAUACACGUUGGUGGCAAUUUCAUCGAUAUGUACAUACAUACACUGAACCAAGAACUUAAUGUAUUGAAAAAAUUCGAAGAUGGGGAAGAUGUACUCCUUCAAAAAGUAAACGAUAAUCUCAAACUCGUCCAUACCUUGCAAGAUGAAAUUGAUGUCUUCAAAAUGACACAAGAAGAAUAUAAAUUGUUGAUAGAAAAUAUGCAUUUGGAUGAGAUGAAAAUCCAAGAAAAAUUCAGACAUGCAACAGAGAAUAAUAAGUUCUACGACUUUCUGAAAAAAGUUUUCAGAAAAAAAUAUAAGCCUCCUAGGCAAGCCGAUGUGGAUGAAUCUAGUUCGGAGUCAUCGUCUUCAAGCUCUGAAGAAUCAGACAUAGAUGAAGCUGGUAGUAUAGACUCUAGAGAUUUUGGAAUUAUUAAACAAGAUUUGAAUGUUUGCCCCAAGGGAUGUGAAUAUGCUAUAUACAAUUUGACAGUGGAUCUACGGUCCAAAAGACAUGACAUUGAACAAGCUGUAAAGGAACAAACCCGAUCCUUAGACACGGUGAAAAAGAAUAUCGAAUUAGGCAACAGAAAAAUGAAUAUUUUGCAGAACCAAUUGAAAGCUAGCCAGAAUGAUUUAGAAACAUACCAGAGAGAGAAGCAACGGCGACUCAACCAGGUCAAAUGUACUGUUGUAUUGACAUUAGACCAAAUUUAUGAUUAUAAUCCUGAAGAAGAUGAGAUCACUGAUUAUUUGGUAUUUGCUAAAACUACUUUGAAUGAUUUAUAUAAGAGAGUGGGAAGUUUGCAGCAUGAAAACUAUCAACAGAGAAGUAAAUAUGAUUUAUAUCAGAAACAUUUAUCUAGACUGAAGAAAGAUUUGGGUUACAUGCAGAAUAAAGUGAAAUUUUUGAAACAACACAUCAGUCAUAUAAUGCAGGAUAAGUUUGGGAAAGUGGUUGAUAUAAAUGAAAUAGAAUUAGCCAUACUGAAAAAAACUUUCCACAAAUCCCACGUUAAUGAGCUAGAAGAAGUUGUUCUCAAAAAACUUGAAAAAAUUUUGAAUGCUCAGGCGGAGUUGACAAAAACUAUAAAAGAUAAUACGAAACGACUUGAACUCCUUCAAGUGAUGAGUAAAGAAAAAAAUGAUCUCGUCAAGGUGAUCAAUUUACAACCAAAAAAGAAAGAACAAAUCGAUAGAAUCCUAGAAAUCCACAUGGAAUAUUCGAAGGAAAUAAAGAAGCUGGAGAAUAUAAUUCAAGAUCAAACCAGUCAACUUCAAGAAAUGAAAAUAGAGAUGAAAAUGUUGAAAACUAAAAGUCACCUACCAAAACAAAAAAUCAAAGAAGAGAUGUCUGUGACCAAUAAAGCAGAUGAUAAUAAUAGAGACUGGCUGGACUAUGAUAAAUACAUCGAUUCAGAAGAAGCUAUACCACAAAAAAUCAUACAGGAAAUUACUCUUCCAGAAUUUCAUGCCACUGAAGUUGAAGAUCUACUUCGAGGAUUGCUUGAAGAAAUGCUGUCACAUGUAUCUUCUGAAGAAACAUUCCAUGUAGAAAAAAUGGUGGAAAAAAUAUUGAGUAGCAUAUUGAGAUGCGCAAGCGUACAGGCAAUCAUCAAUGAAAUAAUAGAAAAUAUUCCAUUUGAACCCAGUCCAGAACAGCAGAGUAAUAUCGACUCAACUGCAGAAAAGAUAUAUCAAAUACAAGAACCAGAGAUGAGCGAUGAAAGUGUCAACAGAUGCGCCAGAGAGAUCUUAGAAGAAACUAUCGAUGAAGUACUUUUAAUGAAAGGAGAAGUCCAUGAAGUCAUUUUACGCCUGGUAGAAAAAUUAGUUGAAUCCAUACCGAUCGAUUUCCUAUUGCAAGAUGAAUCCAUCCAGUCUGUUGUAGCCAAAAUCAGUGAUGUUAUGGGCAAUUCGGAACUUGAUAGGGAAAACCUAUUGAAAUCGGUUGACAGUAGUAGUAGUGUUUACAGAACUGAAAUGUUAUCAAUUCUGAAUUUACUUCUGGAAAGGGUAUAUGGUACUGGAAUUGACUAUAUGUAUGUUGUGAAAUAUGAGUGA
Molecule: messenger RNA, 5563 nt
Organism: Phaedon cochleariae (mustard beetle)
Lineage: Eukaryota; Metazoa; Arthropoda; Insecta; Coleoptera; Chrysomelidae
Source: the annotation of a GenBank genome assembly